AUGGGUGCGGUAGAACUUCCCAUCCAGAAUUUUCUGGCAAGUCUUCUUCGCGAUGUGAAGGCGCGCAUUAUCGUGCAGCAGGCGAACGUUGUCGAGCUUCGGGUGCUCCUUGCGGAUCUUGUCGGCCCGUUUUUGCAGUUGGGCGCAGUAGACCUCGGCAGUAACUGUCGUGUUGUCCGGCAGCAGUUUGAAACGGUACAGACGCUCAGCCCUGACCUUCUUCUCAUGGAAUUCACCUUUCACGAAAGGAUCCGACAUUUCAUCGCCAGCGCACCACGCACGAUUGUGGGUGUGGUUGACAUAGAGAGCCCAUUUUUCAUCUCCAGUGACAAUGGUGUCCAACCAGUCGAGUCUGCGACUUCUGGAGAGCAGGUGUCCAGGCGUCUGUGGCGAUUGCUGUCGCUCAAUGCAUGUGGGAGCCACUGA
Molecule: messenger RNA, 426 nt
Organism: Necator americanus (New World hookworm)
Lineage: Eukaryota; Metazoa; Nematoda; Chromadorea; Rhabditida; Ancylostomatidae
Exons: 1
Coding region: 1-426 (141 amino acids)
Source: RefSeq, a predicted model, not a curated record